Periophthalmus magnuspinnatus is the source of this 512-nucleotide messenger RNA. RefSeq names its product chemokine (C-C motif) ligand 38, duplicate 6 (gene ccl38.6). Bases 59 to 331 code for a protein of 90 amino acids. Gene Ontology annotation, molecular function: CCR chemokine receptor binding; chemokine activity. Gene Ontology annotation, cellular component: extracellular region. The record is from RefSeq and is a predicted model, not a curated record. NCBI's taxonomy places the organism in Eukaryota, Metazoa, Chordata, Actinopteri, Gobiiformes, Gobiidae. The transcript has 3 exons. Gene Ontology annotation, biological process: lymphocyte chemotaxis; positive regulation of GTPase activity; monocyte chemotaxis.
GGCAGGGCUGAGAAUCAGAACACACAUAGAUAAUUCAUACACCAGAGAAAGUUCAACAAUGGCAAAGCUAAUGAUUAUUGUGUUGGGCAUGGUACUUUUGUCCUGCCUCACUGUUUAUGCAUCCCCUGGUGCCUUCACACCAGAUGAAUGUUGCUUUCAUUUUGUCAAUGGUCGUUUGCGUAAAAUAAAUGUGGCUAAUUAUAGACGGACCAGCUCACACUGUAGCAAGCCAGGAAUCAUUUUGACAAUGAUGAAUGACGACGAAUUCUGUGUCCAUCCCAACUUACAGUGGGUUCAAAAUGUGACCGCAUUUGUUGAUCAGAGAAAAUAAAUCCAAGGCAUAAACCACAAAGGCCUAAUCUGUAACUCUGCUUUUCAAAGCUUUAUGUUUUUUUGCUCAACCUGCAAAAAUACCACGUCCAAGCUUCUCAUAUUCAGUUAUUACUCUGUUUGGCUCUGCUAUAUUCAAUGACACAAUGAAUGUUAAACAUAAUUUUGUUAUUAAAUAAAUA